Messenger RNA from Penicillium alfredii, 930 nucleotides. Its product is annotated as DUF2457 domain-containing protein. NCBI's taxonomy places the organism in Eukaryota, Fungi, Ascomycota, Eurotiomycetes, Eurotiales, Aspergillaceae. The record is from RefSeq and is a predicted model, not a curated record. The coding region runs from base 1 to 930 and encodes 309 amino acids. The transcript has a single exon.
AUGACUGAUGAUUACCAAAAGUGGCUCCCGGCCCCUGUCCAGAGGAUAGACGGUCGUCGCUCUUGUAAUGUCCCCAGGAUGCGUCCGGGCACUCCGAAUCUACCUGAUAGUACGGACUUUGUCUGCGGAACCCUUGACGAAGACCGUCCGCUCGAAGCUGCGUACAAAUCUUGCAUGGAGCAACGGCGGCUGUCUAAGCACAUUCCCAUUCCACAGGAUAUUGAUCCCAGCUUCCCAACGAGCGACCCGGAGGACAACGAGGACUUAGGAGAAAUCUCUGAGGAGCUGGAGGAUUCGGUGAUCCCGAAUCAACUGGCAAUCAACCGGGAUGAGUCGACCCGAGGCCGGGCUGGGGGCUCGUCUCGCAAGCCUUCGCCUCGGCGCUCUCCCAAGCGUAUGGUGUCUCCGCCGCCUCGUCGGGCUGGCCGCACCUCCCCCAAGCGUCUCAAGUCCCCGCCCCCGCGCUUGAGAGCCCAGUCGCCCUCCCCGGAGAACUGGAUGACCGAGGACAUGCCCCCGGUCGAGAGUCCUCGCGGUUUCAACAUCAGUCACUUGGUACAACGGCAUCCCAUGGUCCGCACCAAGUCGCUGCCCCGGACUCCCAACCCUUUCUUCACCAGCCUCGAAAAGUCCCACCGCUGGCAAAGCAUUUCGGCGAUGGACGAAUCGUCAGAGCGCGAGCACUCGCGCACGCGGGAACUACACACCCGUGGGCCUGUUGACAUUGUCGAAGGCCUGGAAAAGAAGCGCCAGAAACGCAAGGAAAGGUUCUGGCGCCAACAUUGCCGCAAAGCUGCCAAAGAGCAAAAAGAGCGGCGGCCGAUUCCCGGCAAGGGAGCCGAACGGAUGAAGGAGCUUGGCCUCGAAGUUGCUGAGAGGUGCAGGGCUUACGGCGUCGGACAAGACGCCCAGCUCGUCCUAUCUGUUUAA